ACUAUGAAGAAUCAAAUUCGUUGAGACUCAGCUAUGAUCGGUUUUUCUUUUUAAUAUAUAUGUCUAUUUUAGGAAUAUAAUAUAAACAACAAGUGAGGCUUCGAUCUCAUCCACAACCACCUCUCCCUACAACGGUGCCUCAAAUUUUCAACCCAAUAAAUAAAACGACCCUUCCGAAUUUCAGUCCACUCAGGGAGUAGAAAGAAAAAAAAUAUCAUGGGUAAAGGAGGAAUGUCUCAGGGGGGCAGUGGCGAAGAUGGAGUUGAAGAAAAUAUGGCUGCUUGGCUUCUGGGUAUCAAUAACUUGAAGAUUCAACCUUUCCACCUACCUCCUCUUGGACCCCAUGAUGUUAGAAUUAAGAUGAAGGCCGUUGGUAUCUGCGGCAGUGAUGUUCACUACCUCAAGAAUCUGAAAUUGGCACACUAUGUUGUUAAAGAGCCAAUGGUGAUUGGGCAUGAGUGCGCUGGGAUUGUUGCUGAAGUUGGGGCUGAUGUUAAGCAUUUAGUGCCGGGGGAUCGGGUUGCACUGGAGCCUGGAAUUAGUUGCUGGAGAUGUGGUCAAUGCAAAGAAGGCCGCUACAAUCUGUGCCCAGACAUGAAGUUCUUUGCCACUCCCCCUAUUCAUGGUUCUCUUGCGAAUGAGGUGGUUCAUCCAGCGGACCUGUGUUUUAAAUUGCCAGAAAAUGUUAGCUUAGAGGAAGGAGCCAUGUGUGAGCCCUUAAGUGUUGGUGUUCAUGCUUGUCGACGUGCUAAUGUUGGUCCAGAAACAAAUGUUUUGAUCAUGGGAGCCGGACCAAUUGGGCUUGUAACUUUGAUGGCUGCACGUGCAUUUGGUGCACCCCGGGUUGUCAUUGUUGAUGUGGAUGACUAUCGAUUGUCUGUUGCAAAGGAUCUUGGAGCAGAUGAAGUUGUUAAAGUUUCAAUUGACCUUCAGGAUGUAGAUCAAGAUGUCACUCAGAUUCAAAAAGCCAUGAAAGGUGAGGUAGAUGUGAGCUUCGACUGUGCUGGCUUUGAAAAGACAAUGUCAACAGCCUUACAAGCCAGCCGAUCUGGUGGCAAAGUUUGUCUUGUUGGAAUGGGUCACAAUGAGAUGACUGUUCCACUAACUUCAGCUGCAGCAAGGGAAGUUGACAUAGUUGGCGUGUUUCGGUACAAAAACACAUGGCCUGUGUGCUUGGAGUUUAUAAGAAGUGGUAAGAUUGAUGUGAAGCCGCUUAUAACACACAGAUUUGGUUUCUCACAGAAGGAGGUGGAAGAGGCCUUUGAAACCAGUGCUCGUGGUGGUAAUGCUAUUAAGGUCAUGUUCAACUUGUGAACGGUCAUAUUUUGAGAGACGGACACAAAAUACGGUGUUCUGCAUGCCUUAUACCAAUUGUCCGAUGCAGGGAAAAAAAAAAUGAAAAUACAAUAAAAUCUGUUCACAAAGUGAUAUAUUUCAUUUAGAACUGGUUAUAGUUAUGCGCUACUUAGCUUCUUUUUGUUCCUAUUCAAGUCUUAGUCAUGGUUUUGAUACGUUACGGAGCUUCUCUAUGUACCCGUUUGGAAAUGUUUUUUUUUCUUCUUUAAACAUUGACAUUUUGAUGAAUGUUUCAAUAUAAGUAUAUACACAACGUCACUGUUAUCUA
Cucumis sativus (cucumber) is the source of this 1624-nucleotide messenger RNA. Its product is annotated as sorbitol dehydrogenase. NCBI's taxonomy places the organism in Eukaryota, Viridiplantae, Streptophyta, Magnoliopsida, Cucurbitales, Cucurbitaceae. The transcript is spliced from 6 exons. Bases 217 to 1314 code for a protein of 365 amino acids. The record is from RefSeq and is a predicted model, not a curated record. Gene Ontology annotation, molecular function: oxidoreductase activity, acting on the CH-OH group of donors, NAD or NADP as acceptor; zinc ion binding.